Messenger RNA from Ixodes scapularis (black-legged tick), 1223 nucleotides. RefSeq names its product phosphomannomutase (gene Pmm2). Gene Ontology annotation, biological process: protein N-linked glycosylation; mannose metabolic process; GDP-mannose biosynthetic process. Gene Ontology annotation, cellular component: cytosol. The transcript has a single exon. NCBI's taxonomy places the organism in Eukaryota, Metazoa, Arthropoda, Arachnida, Ixodida, Ixodidae. The record is from RefSeq and is a predicted model, not a curated record. Gene Ontology annotation, molecular function: phosphomannomutase activity. The coding region runs from base 349 to 1110 and encodes 253 amino acids.
UAAGUGUCUAAGUUGCCGUCUAAUCGUGUUUUUGGAUGGUCAGCUGCUCGCUUUCACAAAGUUUUGCCGUUUUGCUGUCUGCUAGCCGUCCGCUUUUCUUUCGUUUAAAUCUGAUAUGCCGAGUUCUUCGAAGUGUCACAAGUCUCUGACAUUCCAACGUCUCUGAGAGCUUGACACACUGGCUGAUGCAACAAACACAGCUACGUAUACAAGGUGUGACGGUUACGUUUGCGUCCACGUUAUCGCCACGCGAUCAAAGGUUUUCGCUCCUUGCAGUACUGCUGCAGUUGUCUGCUCCGCACGUAUUUGCGUGGGCUGCAUCUCCGCAGUCACCGUGACUGAUCCAUAAUGUCGGGGCUUCCAGGAACCAUCUUCUUGUUCGACGUCGACGGUACGCUCACUAAAAGCCGGCAAGUGAUCACGCCCGAAAUGUCCAGUUUCUUGCAGCGGCUUCGCGCCCAAGUUGUUGUUGGAAUCGUUGGUGGUUCAGACCUGGGCAAGAUCGAAGAACAGAUGGGUGGUUCGAAGACGCUAGCAGACUUCGACUACGUCUUUUCUGAAAACGGCCUGGUGACCCACCAGAAAGGAAAACUCGUGAGCAAAGAAAGUUUUCUCAAUUUCCUUGGCGAAGACAGGCUGCAGAAGCUCGUCAACUUCUGCCUUCGCUACGUGGCGGACUUAGAGAUCCCCCAGAAACGAGGGACUUUCAUCGAAUUCCGCGCCGGCCUCCUGAACGUCUCUCCGAUCGGCCGCAACUGUAGCCAGUCGGAGCGAGACGCUUUUGAAGAGUACGACAAGGAGCACGGAGUUCGGGCCGCCUUCGUCAAGGCGCUGCGGGACAAAUUCCCGGACUAUGGUCUUCAAUACUCCAUCGGCGGCCAAAUCAGCUUUGAUGUGUUCCCACGGGGCUGGGAUAAAACCUACUGUCUUCAGCGGCUACUCGAUGACAAGUUCACCACGAUACAUUUCUUCGGCGACAAGACGUUCGAAGGGGGCAACGACUACGAGAUAUUUGUGGAUCCACGGACAGUAGGGCACACAGUGACAUCUCCCGAAGAUACCAUGUGUAAGGUUGAAAAGCUGAUAGCUUCCCUCAACGCCGCAGCUUGAGGGUUUGGAUACUCAUUACAGUGCUCUUGACAUCGACCCAUCGUCAAAUACGAACAUGUUCCUUUAUAAAAUAAAUCGUGUUUACAAACUGAAGUAAAGGUUUACGUUUACGG